GUCGCCCUCCCCAAACACCCAACGACAAUAUUUACACUGUGGCAGAGUAUCACUUGUCACUAUUUUCCAAUCGCUUCUUCCCCAGUCUCCAAUGCCUCAAUCUCUCCCCUCUGAGCACCGCGCCCUUGUCCUCGACAGUCGUGACUCCGGUUUCCAGGUUAAAACCCUGGCAACGCCUCAACCAGGUCCCGGUAGCGCUGUUGUCCGCAUUGCCGCAGCUGGAAUCCUACCUUAUCACCGUGAGACCUACAAUGGCAAGCGUCCUAUGCCAUUUCCAACGCCACUAGUAGGUUGUUUUGACGCUAUCGGCCAUGUCGCUGCUGUCGGAUCUGAUGCGACGGCUUUGAAACCCGGACAACUUGUCUAUGUUGAUUGCGUUAUACGUGCACGCGACGAUCCAGAAUGCUUUUUCUUGUCUGCUAUCUAUGAAGGGGCAACUGAUGGCAGUAAAAAACUGAUGCGGGAUGCCUGGCGCCGAUGGAACGUUCGCAGAACACGCCAAGGUGCCUUUAGAGAACUGUAUUCCACUUGAUAAAGCAAGGUUGUGUGAUGAUUUAGGAUAUUCACUCCAGGACCUAGCGUAUAUAGCAUUUCUGCUGGUACCGUAUGGUGGGCUUAGGGACAUUAAGGUGGAGCCUGGCGAUACAAUUAUCAUAUGCCCGGCAACUGGCUUCUACAGUAGCCUGGGUGUGCAAGUCGCGAUUGCGAUGGGUGCGAAGGUAAUUGCGAUGGGUCGAAACCAGGAAAAGCUAGUAAAAUUAAAGGAUGACAUCAGAAGCAGGUCGCCUGGGGCGAACAUUGAGACGGUUCAAAUAACAGGAAAUGAAGAUCAGGAUGUGUCUGCGCUAAAAUCCCAUGGCACUAUUGACGCUGUUUUGGAUAUACGCCCACUGCGCCGUGGUGGGAGGAUUAGUAUUAUGGGCUCCACUAAGAACAUUGCGGUUCCGGAAAUCUUGGUUAACAACAUCACUUUGAAAGGAAAAAUGAUGUAUGAACGAGAGGCCGUAGUAAGCUUUGUGAAGAUGCUGCAAAGCGGUCUUUUCCCUCAAGGCAAAGGUUUCGUGGAAACGAAGGUUUUCCAGCUCGAAGAUUGGAAAGAUGGCUUUGACAAAGGGGCAGAGCACAAUGGUAUUGGGAAGUGUGUGGUCUUUGCUCCUUAG
Aspergillus caelatus is the source of this 1160-nucleotide messenger RNA. Its product is annotated as putative isopropanol dehydrogenase. The coding region runs from base 465 to 1160 and encodes 231 amino acids. The transcript is spliced from 3 exons. The record is from RefSeq and is a predicted model, not a curated record. Lineage: Eukaryota; Fungi; Ascomycota; Eurotiomycetes; Eurotiales; Aspergillaceae.